Molecule: messenger RNA, 3861 nt
Organism: Penicillium samsonianum
Lineage: Eukaryota; Fungi; Ascomycota; Eurotiomycetes; Eurotiales; Aspergillaceae
Product: M protein repeat protein
Exons: 3
Coding region: 1-3861 (1286 amino acids)
Biological process (GO): Golgi vesicle transport
Cellular component (GO): Golgi apparatus
Molecular function (GO): small GTPase binding
Source: RefSeq, a predicted model, not a curated record
AUGUCAUCGAACGACGAACCGGUCGUCGCCCCUGCUCCUGUGGAGGUCGAUGAAAAUGAGCCCCCAGCUACACCGAUAGAGUCGAGCGUCGUCUCCGGAGGCGAAGAGUUGGUUAAGCCCAGCCCCGAGGUCUCCAAGGAAAGCCCCGUGGCCUCUCCAGCUAAGGAUAGCCCUGGUACCGCGAAGCGUCCUGUAUCUGGAACAGCUACCACCAAACGACCCACCUCGUCUUCUGCAUCGAAACCCACGAUGGGUACCACCCGCACGACCACCAGCACGCUGAACAAACCUCCCACUCGCCCCCCGACUACGACUAGCACCCGGAAGCCGCUGAGCACCUCGACUAUCUCGUCCCACCGGUCUCGCAUGUCAGUCAGCAGCUCUGCAGAUGAGAAGCCUCGUUCUGUGGCGAGCUCGGGAGAUGAGAGGCGGGGAAUCUCUGGUACUGCGAAGCGCAUGUCCAUGGCCGGUACCACCUCCACCCGUGCUCCUCUCAAACCUACCUCGUCUUCCAUCGAUCGUAGAUCGAGUGUUGUUGGUACCACCCCCGAGAGGAAGCCCGCCACUACAACUGCGCGCACCGCGACCUCGACAAGCAAGCCCGUAGGCAGGCUGACCUCAUCGACGACACCUGCAAGCCGGACUGCUACUUCCACCUCCACCACUAGACCUGCUACUACUCGGCCUACUUCGACUACGAGCACCGUUAAAUCUGCCACUGCAGCUGACCCUAAGAGGCGAUUGAGUACGCUUCCUGGCUCAAUUGGCCGUUCUGGUGAUUCCGAGAAGCUGCAGGCCCUUCAGACUAAGCUCACAGAGAGCGAGGAGACCGUCGCUGCUCUAAAGACUGAAUUGGAGACUGUCAAUGAGAAGCUCAGCCGGCUUUCUGUCUCGGCCGAAGAGCCCUUGGGUGAUGCUGGUGCCGCAGAGGCUAUUCGCGCGGAUCACACCGCAGAGAUUGAGAAGUUGACAUCAGCUCACGCCGAAGAGCUCCAGGCCCUGCAAGCGCGAUUAGACGAAGCGGAGUCCCAACGCAAAGAGCUGGAGGAGAGCUCGCAAAAGGAGCUGGAGGAAGCUAGACAAUCCGCCGCGGCGCAAGGGGACGACAAGACAGUUGCCCUUCUUGACGAGCUGAAGUCGACACAUCAAACUCAGCUUGAGGCUAUCGAAAAAGAGCUGGCAGAGUAUAAGUCUGCUGCUACUCACUUUGAGGAGCAGAUCAGUGCUCUGAAGAAAGAAAUAGAGUUCCAGAAGGUUGCCUUGGAGGAAGAGAAAGCUUUGGAUCUCGAACACUUCAACCGAGAACUCAAGGGCCGUGAUCAGGUCAUGGAGAACCUUAACACGGAGAUUGUUAAGCUGAAUACGCUCAAGGAGCAGGAGGUCCGUGCUGCAGAGGAAUCUGCUCAGGAGAGUGUCUCUGGUCUUCAAGAGCAAGUAGCCUCCCUCGAGGCGAAGCUUGCUGCGGCCGAGUCUGUUACCCAGGAAAGCUCUGAGCAGAAUACUUUGAUUGCCGAGAAGGAUCAAGAGAUCACUGAACUUAAGCAGGCCCUUGAGAAGGUUCAAAGUGAGCUCCAGGAGGCACGCGACACCGCGGCCACUGAAUUGUCAUCAAAGGUCGAGGAGUUGGAGACUGCCCAUGAAGCUGCUAUCGCAAGCCUCAAGGUCCAACAUGAAACGGCUAUCAGUGAUAUCUCGAUUUCCCACGCGGAUGCCAUGGCGGCGGCGGAAUCGAGUGGCGUAGAACACACCACCCAACUCCAGGAACUCCGUGAUGCCCUCGAGGCGUCUAAGGCCACUGCCCAGAAGGGACAAGAAGAUGCCGUUGCUGAGCUUAAGACAGCGCAUGAAGCAGAACUCAAAUUACUACAAGAAAAGCUGGAGGCUUCCGAGAAUGCCCUCGGCGAGUCCCGCCGUGCUCUGGAUGAGGGUAACGUCUCUGCACAAGACGUUGCCAUCCAGGAGAUUGACGCUCUUCGACAGAAGUGUGAGUCGCUGGAAUUGCAGCUGUCCACUGGAACUGGGAAAAUCAACGCCCUGCUCGAGGAGAUGCAGAGCAAGCAAGCCGAAGCCGAAGCUAUCCACCGCACUCUACGGGAUGUUGAAGACCACUCCAAGCAGGAGGGUGUUCAGAAGGACAACAAGAUGAAGGCUCUGGAGCAGAAGGCCGCAGAAGCCGUAUUCCUUCUCGAGCAACACACCUUGCAGGCUGCCGGUGUGUCUGAAAAGCACGCACAGGCUCUGGAAGACUUGAAGGCUGAGCAUGCUGCUCAGCUCGCAUCCGAAUUGGAGCGGGCCAAGGAGGCAUCGGGCUCCCAUGACAGCGCUCUGAGUGAUCUCCAGAAGAAGCACGAUGAGUUGCUUGCCACAAGCAAGGAACUGGAGUCUACCCACGCCACCCGGGUUCAGUCACUUGAGGCUGAAUUGAAGGCGGUACUUGAAAGCCACGCUCGUGAGAUUGCUACCCAUACCGAGGGUCGCGAAAAGGAGACCGCCGAACUUCAGAAUCAAUUCGAAGAGACUCAGGCAAAGUUGCAAGCCGAGCUUGCCGCUUUGCAGAGUUCGAGCAAAGCUGAUGCCGAGCUUCACGAGCAGCAAAUCGCCGAACUGCAAAAGGGAUUUGAAGAGACCAAAGCUAAGCUGCAGGCCGAGAUUGAGGCUGUUCAAACCUCUAAGGCUGCUGACGUCGAUGCUGAGCACAGCAGGGCAAUUGCAGAGCUGCAGCAGGGAUUCGAAGAGACCAAGGCCAAGCUGCAAGCUGAGAUUGAGGCUGUUCAAACCUCCAAGGCUGCUGAGAUCGAUGCCGAGCACGGAAAGGCAAUCGAGCAGCUUUUAACUAUGCACGAGUUCAAGCUAUCUGGCCUCAGGGAGGAGCUCGAAGCUUCUAACAAGACCAAGAUUGACGAUCUCCAGAAAGCUCACGAUACAGCCCUGGCCAGUGUCAACGAGCAGUUGUCUCAGGCCAAGGCUGCCGUCCAAGACACCUCCGCUCUGGAUGACUUGAAGACCACAGUCGCUGAUCUGCAGGCUAAGCUUGCUGACUCUGAGAAGGCCCACAUUGCGGUACAGGAAUCUGCCACCGCUGCUUCCAGGGACAUCGAGGGUCGUUACUCAGCUGAGCUCGCCAAGAUCCAGGCUGACCAUGCUGCACUUGGAGAGAAGUACCAAGCCGCCGUCGCCCAGGUGGGUGAACUCGAGAAGCUUGCCAAGGACUCGGACAGCCAGAAGUCGCACCUUGAGUCGAUUAUGAAGCAGCUCUCUGAAUCCCGCGACCAACUUCUCAAGGUCAAAGCCGAUAACGCCACCAUCUCCGACUCGCUCGUUGAUUGCAAGAACCAAAACAAGACCUUGUCCGAGAAGCUUGAAGCUGGUGAACGUGACCUGAACGAUCAGAUCGAUAAGAACAUGGGUCUCCUCAACAAGCUUGGCGAUGUUGAUUCCGACAUCUCUGCCAGCAGGCGACGGGUCCGCGAACUCGAAACCGAGCUCGCAGUUCUGAAGGCGGACAGUGGCGAGAAGAGCAGCUCUUCGGGCUUGGAGGCUAGCCGGUGGGCGACGGCUGAUGAGGGUAGCGAGCACGCUGAAGAUGGGGGUCCAGCCACAACGGAAGGUGAGGACCUAGGCCCAUCCAUUGAGGGAACGAUGGCAAGCAUGCAGGAACAGCUUAAGCACAUCCGAACAGCCAAUGAUGAUUGGUACAGCGAGCAUCACAGACUUAUUGGCGAACUUGCCCAACUCUCGCGGCAAUCAUCUUCCGAGUCUCUCAGCCCCUCGACCACACCCACUUCAGAAGUCCCACCAGCCCCUGAGCCAGAACCUACUCGCACCCGCGCAGCAACAGUCUCAUUUUUCAGUAAACGCUGA